Arachis duranensis is the source of this 2511-nucleotide messenger RNA. RefSeq names its product probable methyltransferase PMT3. Lineage: Eukaryota; Viridiplantae; Streptophyta; Magnoliopsida; Fabales; Fabaceae. The transcript has 9 exons. The record is from RefSeq and is a predicted model, not a curated record. Gene Ontology annotation, cellular component: cytoplasm; endosome; trans-Golgi network. The coding region runs from base 291 to 2081 and encodes 596 amino acids. Gene Ontology annotation, molecular function: methyltransferase activity.
UCUCCAAUAUUCCUUUGCACAAAAGGAACCAUGUGCCUGUCCCAGUUUUGGAUGCUACGCUGUUCCAAAUCCAAUGUCACAGCUUCCACUUUCUCUUCUCUUUGCAAGUUGCAACCUCUGAACUGAAACGAACUCUCAAGCCUCAACUGAGUCAUAGUUUUCAGAUCAUGUUUCAAGGUGUUCUCAACUUCAUCAAGUAGUUGGUUUGUGGAACAAGUUCAUUUAUUUGAUUGUUGCCCUUAAAAUCAAGGGCAAACCUGAACUCAGAAGCGAGUGAGUGCGUGGCCAGAAUGGCGAGAGGGCGAGCAGAUGGGAGCCCGAGAAAACGGUUGGUCACGAUUAUGUUGGUUUUCGUGACUAUUGGUGGUUUGAUUUACUUGUAUUCUCAGAAUAGCAGCGAGUCUUCGGCUGUUAACAAAUCUUUGAAACAAUUUAGCUGGAAGGGGGAUGGAGUUAAUGAUGAAUCUUCAUCCGGAACCAGUGUUGUACCAAAGACCAUUCCAGUCUGCGAUGAUCGUCUAUCGGAACUCAUUCCAUGCCUAGACAGAAAUCUCAUAUACCAAACAAGAUUGAAGCUUGAUUUGAAUUUGAUGGAGCAUUAUGAACGACAUUGCCCAAUGCCCGAGAGGCGUUAUAAUUGUUUGAUUCCCCCUCCUCCAGGGUACAAGGUUCCAAUCAAGUGGCCAAAAAGUAGAGAUCAGGUAUGGAAGGCAAAUAUACCUCAUACCCAUCUUGCAACUGAAAAAUCUGACCAGAACUGGAUGGUUGUAAAAGGCGAAAAGAUUGUUUUUCCUGGUGGAGGAACUCACUUUCAUUACGGUGCCGAUAAAUAUAUUGCAUCAAUUGCCAAUAUGCUCAACUUCCCAGAUAAUAAUAUAAACAAUAGAGGAAGGCUCCGCAACGUUUUUGAUGUUGGCUGCGGUGUUGCAAGCUUCGGAGGAUACCUACUUUCUUCUGAUGUAAUUGCAAUGUCAUUAGCACCAAAUGAUGUUCAUGAAAAUCAAAUCCAGUUUGCUUUAGAGAGAGGAAUUCCGGCAUAUCUUGGUGUUUUAGGAACUAAAAGACUACCGUACCCUAGUAGAUCAUUUGAACUUGCUCAUUGUUCUCGUUGUAGAAUUGAUUGGCUUCAAAGGGAUGGUAUUCUUCUUCUUGAGCUGGAUAGACUGCUUCGGCCAGGAGGCUACUUCGCCUACUCAUCUCCUGAAGCUUAUGCUCAAGAUGAAGAGGAUAAGAGAAUUUGGAAAGAAAUGAGUGCUCUUGUGGAGCGGAUGUGUUGGAAAAUAGCUGCUAAGAAGAACCAAACUGUUAUAUGGGUGAAGCCACUUACAAACGAUUGCUACUUAAGAAGAGAGCCCGAUACUCGGCCACCGCUUUGCAAAUCCAAUGAUGAUCCUGAUGCUGUUUGGGGAGUUAAUAUGGAAGCUUGCAUCACACGUUACUCUGAUCAAAUGCACAAAGCAAGAGGAAGCGGUUUGGCUCCUUGGCCGGCACGAUUGACGACCCCUCCUCCUCGUCUUGCCGACUUCAAUUAUUCUGCCGAUUUUUUUAACAAGGACAUGGAAGUUUGGCAACAACGAGUCAAUGAUUAUUGGACCGUGCUUGGCAAUAAAAUUAAGCCUGACACGAUCCGGAAUGUGAUGGACAUGAAGGCAAAUUUAGGUUCAUUUGCUGCUGCUUUGAAGGACAAAGAUGUUUGGGUUAUGAAUGUGGUGCCAGAAAAUGGGCCAAACACACUGAAGAUAAUAUACGACAGAGGACUGUUGGGAACGGUUCACAACUGGUGCGAAGCAUUUUCGACCUACCCUCGUACAUAUGACCUACUCCAUGCGUCAACUAUAUUUUCUGAUAUCAUUGAGAAGGAAUGCAGUCCGGAAGAUUUACUAAUUGAGAUGGAUAGAAUCCUCCGGCCGAAGGGUUUCAUCAUCGUCCACGAUAAGCGGUCAGUGGUGCUGGCAAUAAAGAAAUUCUUGCCGGCGUUGCACUGGGAGAAAGUGGCCAUAUCUGGUGAGGAUGACGAUGCCAUAUUGAUCAUUCAAAAGAAGAUUUGGUUGACAAGUGAGAGCAUCAGGGUUUCAGAAUAGUGACAUAUAGUCAUAUACUACUAUCAAUGAAGAUGGAUGGCAAUCUUGUUCUUUCACUUGGAAGUGUAAAAUGGAAGCAAUACUGAGUGCAAAGAUGGCUUAUAGCUCUUUUUUCCCUAUGCUUUAGGUGUGUUCUUUUUCCCUCCUUUAUAUGUUAUUGGGUUAUUCUUAUUCUCGUGAGUAGCUUGAGUUGUAAUGAAAGCUCAACCAAAUCAUGGUCCUUGAAUUUUUGCAUGCGAACAUUGUAACCAUGAUGUCAUUAUUGAGGAAAUUAGAGGAAUCUGGGUAAUUAUACUGUUUCGAAACUAAUUUGAACAAAGUACGGGAUAUAUUAACAAUGUUUACAUGGAUUACCAUUUAGGUUUUUAUUUUGUGGAGAGAUGGUGUAAAAGUAUUAUUAUAUCCAUUUAUGCAUUAACUAUUAGUGUUU